AUGGGUGCCACGCCGCAGACCGACCGCCUCGCCGACUCUGAGGAGGUCGACAGGAUCACCUUCAGAGAGACGGAAAACGACCGACAGGUGCUGCUCCGACUGGAGAAGAAGGGCUUCCAUUUUGUGAACCAAGACGUUUUCCGGGAAAACAACGGGACCUCACUUUUAAAAUACGACAAAGAGAUGUCUGUGUUCAAGGACCAGCUGUCAGAACUGGAGAUCUCAUUCCCUCCCACCCGCUCUGACACAUCGGCCACGGUCUCGCCACAGUCUCGCCGCAGUCUCGCCGCAGUCUCGCCACAGUCUCGCCACAGUCUCGCCACAGUUUCGCGAUCAGGCGUCCCGAUGGAGGAAUGA
Knipowitschia caucasica is the source of this 357-nucleotide messenger RNA. The record is from the annotation of a GenBank genome assembly. Lineage: Eukaryota; Metazoa; Chordata; Actinopteri; Gobiiformes; Gobiidae.